Colletotrichum godetiae is the source of this 2472-nucleotide messenger RNA. RefSeq lists its product as uncharacterized. Gene Ontology annotation, molecular function: zinc ion binding; DNA-binding transcription factor activity, RNA polymerase II-specific. The record is from RefSeq and is a predicted model, not a curated record. The transcript is spliced from 3 exons. NCBI's taxonomy places the organism in Eukaryota, Fungi, Ascomycota, Sordariomycetes, Glomerellales, Glomerellaceae. Gene Ontology annotation, biological process: regulation of DNA-templated transcription. The coding region runs from base 1 to 2472 and encodes 823 amino acids.
AUGGGUCGAAAACCAAACCCCGUGGUUGGGGAAUAUUUCACCCGGGGCCCCAAACUCCCAGAUUCCAGCAACCGAUACCCUCACACCUGCAAGCUGUGUGGUGAAAACUUCCCAAAGGGUCGAGGCGAGGUCCUACACAAACACAUUACAGAAAAGUGCCCAGCCAUUACACCUGAAGAACGCAUCAACGCCGCACUCGGUUUCGCCGGACUUCACUCCGGCUCAUCAGCCCCGCGAUCAAUGAAUCUCCCCCUCAAUCAACUCGACGUCGCCGUCGCCGAAGUCGCCCCCGAAGCACCUGAGAAUUGGUCUGCCCUUCGAACGCUUGCAGAAGCCUCACGACAAGUCGGUGAGAAUGAGAUGGGGGCGCCUUCGGCACUUGGUCGCGACCGAUCCGAGUCCGCUGUUCGACAACUCGGAAUCGGCUUCGAAGUCCAGGAGCAAUUCACCCUCGAGAAUCCGCCAUGCAGUUAUGAGAAUCGGCCUGGUCGUGAGCGGAAGGAUGACCUGACUUUCCCAGAAUCCACCUCGAAUGACAGCACCAACCCUCUCAGCUUCCUCACAACCGAAGAAAAGAUGGAACACUUGCAGGCUGCUACACAGCAUCCCAACGAGUCACCUCUGGAUUCAUCGGAUCUCACCGUCGCCGCCGCCGCGACUGCCCGCCUCACCCAUUCCCUCAUGGACCCUGAAUUGGCUGCUGCCGAGCACAGCGAACCACUUCAAGUCAUCAGCCCUGUAAUGGAAACAGACGAGGUACUCAAGGCAGACGCCGCCGUCUCUGUCGAAGCCCUUUCCGGACACCCUCUGCCUCCGCAACUUCAGCAGUCUCAGCAGUCUCAGCAGUCUCAGCAGUCUCAGCAGUCUCAGCAGUCUCAACAGCCGCAGCAACAACCUCAACAGCCCUGGGGCGAGAUGACUUACAUGACUACGAACCACAUCCCCGCAGUAGCCACUCAUGUGGCCCCAAUCGUACCUCCUCCCAACAGAGGCGGCACCCGUAUGCCAAUCGGCAAUGGAACGCAGAGCGAACACAAGCGCAAGGCCUAUAACCCGCUCCGGCGCAAGGAGGUUCAAGCCGCUCGCAAGAAGGGCGCCUGUAUAAGAUGCCGCAUCCUCCGCAAGACGUGCGGCACCAACGACCCCUGCGACCAAUGCCGAAAGAUCCAAGGUCCGCGUCACUGGACUUACCCCUGCGUUCGUACUCGUCUGAACCAGGAGCUCACCCUCUACUCGGCCGCUUUGAUAGUAGUCCUGGCGCAGACUAGGGUCAAGCACGCCAGACAAAAAUACCAGCUGCUCUCCAAUGGCACCUCCCUCGUCGUCUCCUUGUGGGAAGAUAGCCCGAGUUUGACGCUCGCCGCUCUACUCACACCCCGCCCGCAGCCCCCUCCUGUGACCGAGGGAGAGACGGAGGAGCAGACGAGCCCAGACACAAAGACGGAAUUUCGAGUCGUUAUGAUUGACCAAGAUAAGGAGGACCUCCCUGCCCGCAUGGAGGAGUUCCUAAAGUUGAUUCUACCGACACUCAUCCAGCGCGAGCCCUCCCACUUCAUGCAAGUCGUCUUGGCGGCCGCGCAAAAGUUCCCCGACAACAAGACGACAGGCAAGAACCUGAAGCUCGCCAUUGAGCUCUGGGGUCUCAUUGAGAUUCUUGACCGCGAGCGGGGCUGGUGCAUAUCCGAAGAACGCCAAGGCGUGGUCGUGCCCAUUGGCCCCGAAGAGUUUGCCGGCAACGACGACCAGGACAUUUACAACCUCAUCACCUUCCAGCUGUCCGCCGCCACGGAGCGCAAGGCCAACAACGUCUCGAACAAGCUCAUCAGCGAGCUCCAGCGCUGCUUGGAAAACGGCAAGGCCAAGAUCAACUUUGACGUCUACCUCUCAAUCCUCAUCCUCCUUCACUGCCUGGAAAAGACCACCUGGACCUUCAAGGUGUGGGAGAUGGACGACUUCCGCCAGCGCUGGCCCCUCGAUCGCCCUCCCACCAUGUACGUCAACCAGGGCCGGGACAUUGCCGACCUUUUGAAGAUGCUCCUUACACUUCGAAAGUCUCACCCCAAGACAUUCCGCACCCUCGAUGGCCGGUUGAGUGUAGUCGACCUCGGCGAAUCGGACUUUGACAUGAUGGCCGAGUUCUUUCAUGCCCUGAACCUCGAGUACGACGACGUUAUCAGCAAGCUCGAGAACUGCGCCUUCAGCCCAGAGACCUCACGCUCCCUCGAACUGCACUUUUGCAGCCACGUCCUGCUCCCACCAAAGGAGGGCGACCACGGACACCACCAUGCCGUCACAGCCUCCAGCUCUGGCCACAGCACACCUCCGCCUCCCCACCCUCAUGCCCCGCCUCACCCUUCAGCCGUCCCCGUGGCUUCAGCCUCCCCUGUUCCCGUCUCCGACACCGCUAUGACGGGGGCAUCUCCUGACCCUGCUCCUACUCCCGCCGAGUCGCUGCCGACUGAUCUGCCCUAG